Messenger RNA from Aegilops tauschii subsp. strangulata, 372 nucleotides. NCBI's taxonomy places the organism in Eukaryota, Viridiplantae, Streptophyta, Magnoliopsida, Poales, Poaceae. The record is from RefSeq and is a predicted model, not a curated record.
AUGGUUCCGUGCUGCCCCCGCCGCCGAAGCCCACCGGGCCCGUCCGCCGGCCCCCGCGGCCCGCCUCCCCGUCGCCCGCGCACCGCCUCCACUCCGCCCGUGCGCCGCCUAGGCUCCCCGCCGCCGCCGCCGUUCCCGACCGCCGCCGCUCCGCGCUUCAUCGCCGGCUGCUCACGCCCGAGAGCCGGCGAGCACCGCGCCAACCCCCCGGGCCCGUCCCCGCGCCACUCCGGCGACGCCGCCCUCCCGCGCCUCCGCCGCAUCCUCCCCGAGCUCCGGCGACGCCGUCCCCGCCGUCUCCUCCCUCUCCGACGCUCGGCCUCGUCCUCUCCGGCCGUCUCCGUCCGAGCUCCGGCGAGCCGCCCCGCCUAG